GUAAGGAUAACCUGACCCCCUUGCUGUACAGUGGGAAAAUAAAAAAAUUAAAAAAAAAUAAGUAAAUAAAUUUGUGGUAGUCCACUGUCAUAUACCAGGAUCUUUCUGGCUUUUGGAGAGACAAAUUUAGUGAGCCAAAUGAGAUGAAUUAAACACAGAAAUGAUAGAGACCACCCCCCUACUUUGCUGAAAUCAUUACGGGUAGUACUAAUCUCUGCACUCCCCAGGAUGUGAUAGUGCUCUUUAUUUACUCUCUUGACCGUCCCUGUUAUGAUCGCUCUAAUCCCCCAGGCCAAGGAAUUAGUGUGGGGUUCUGCCAGCUACCUCAUAUGUUCAUUCCGAUUAUGCUUUAAGACUGAAGAAAUUAUCACUGGGUGAGUCCAGGGAUCCCGUGAACACCCUGAGAGUCAUAACUGAGCUAAAACUACAUUUAGUACCUGUCCCUACUCUAAAAGAAGGUUCAGAUCACUUAGUAUCAAUGUCAGCUCAGACUCUGCCUCACAGUCCUCAGAAUGUUUGGAUAUUUUCUUUUCCCCAGUGUAUGGUCAUACAAGUAAGUCCCUUUGUUGAAGGUCUGCAGGAAUCACAGAUUUAUCAAAAUUUGUUUGUCAGAGUAGUGGUAUCCAAACCUCAUGGAAAUCUGGUCCCUCCUUUGGUCAUUGGGUUCUUCCAGAACCUAGGCAAGAGCUUUAUCUUCCUGCUGGGGACGAUGUCCUCAAUUUUCUGAUCACAUAUUCAUAACUUUUUUGCUUGUGUAAAUUAAACAGUAUCCAUGGAAGAUAUCCACAAUGAUUAGAAGAUUGCUUCAAUAACAGUAAGUUCUUCCCUAUCAAACUUCAUAUACCUCCGUAUUGAUCUAGUACCCACAGGAUAUAGUUUAUAAGCAUUCUCUCAGUUCCUACUGGUCUAUAUAUGUAGGUGAAGUCUUUUACUUUGUUCAACAUAGUCUUUUUCUUCCCUUCACAGACUCAGUUUUUGUUCAGGUAGAUUAUGUUGUGACUUUAUCCCAGUUAUUGGUGUGGAGGUCCAUGGGAGUGAUUUUGGUAGUUUUUUCGUUUGUCUGUUUUGGCCACAGCUAUAGCAUGUGGAAAUUCCCAGGCCAGGGGUCAAACCUGCACCACAGCUGUAACCAUAGCCAUAUCAACGACAACACUGGAUCCUUAACCUGCUGAGACUUGAGGGAAUUCAUUUUUGGUGGAUCUUAAUGGAGAGUGCAUGGAAUUUCUUACAAAAUUUCAAGCAAGAGUGGGGCACUAACCACUAACAGGGAAGAGAGGCCGCUUUUUCAUUCUCGGAGGGUUUAGGGGAAUCUGAGGAUUUGAUUUUCAAGUGAAUUAACCCAGAUGUCCCCAUUACAUGACUCACAAUCCCAUUUUUUUCCCAAUUAAGGCCCCAACCUUGGCAUAGCCAACCUGCUUAAAUUGAGAAUUAAACCUUCUCUGGAGCUCUGCCACUCUUACGAUUAAUUCCUGAGGCUGGUGCUCAACUUUUUCUGCAUCUGCUGCAAGAGUUACGCCAGCACUUAGACUUGCCACAGAUCAAGUUACCAAUUGCUUCUGUUGUGUUCACUUAUUCCCAGAUGCUCUUUGAGCACUCUGUGAUACAGGAAAAGGGUGAAAUUGCAGUUAUAUUUGGUUGGGUAGACCCAGUAAAAUGAAAGAGAAUUAAGCUGCAAGCAAGAGAAGAGAUCAUUGUUGGAGCAUCAUUCUAGAGGAGAUACUGCAUGAAGUUAUGUGGAAAUGAGGAAGCUUCACAAAACCCCUCCUCUUAGAGAGAAUGUCCUUCAUAAAUGGAGCUUUGCUUCAGGUUUUCACCGGACACUAACAUUGUGGCAGAGCCACAGCGGCCCUUCCUGCUAUUUUCAGUGACUCACAGAACACCUGAAUAGUGAUGCUGGCGUUGGAUUUGCAGGUUUCCAUCCUGAUACCUUGUUUACUUCUUUGGGGCAGAACAGCUUGCAGUAAUUGCUCUCCAUGGUGGCUAAUCUUUUCAAGAGCCUGAUUUUACCUUACAUACACAAGCUUUGCAAAGGAAUGUUUACAAAGAAAUUGGGAAAUACAACCAAAAAAAAAGAGAAUCGCCAGCUAAAAAAGGAUCAAGACAUUCCUACCGCCAACCAGACGAAACCCCCCAAAUUUUCGAAUACCUUGAAAAGCACUGUAAAGAAGAUUGCCAAGUGUUCCUCUGCCCGCAACUUAUCCACUGAGGAAGACGAGGCUAACAGAGAAUUCUCCCUCUCCCCCACGUUCAGUUACCGAGUCGCUAUUGCCAAUGGCCUCCAGAAGCGCGUCCAGGUAACCAAUGGUGAUAAUGAGGAUCUUCUUCAAGAGUUAUCUUCCAUCGAGAGCUCCUACUCAGAAUCACUCAGUGAACUAAGGAGCAGUACAGAGAACCAGGCACAGACAACACACACGAUGCCAGUGAGACGCAACAGGAAGAGUUCGAGCAGCCUGGCUCCCUCUGAGGGGAGCUCUGAUGGGGAACGCACUCUGCAUAGCUUGAAACUAGGAGCUUUACGCAAACUGAGGAAAUGGAAAAAGAGUCAAGAGUGUGUCUCCUCAGAUUCAGAGUUGAGCACAAUGAAGAAAACUUGGGGAAUAAGAAGCAAAUCUUUGGACAGAACUGCCCGAACCCCAAAGACAAACACCCUGGAACCUGGAUUCAGUUCCUCUGGCUGCAUUAGCCAAACACAGGAUGUCAUGGAAAUGAUCUUUAAGGAACUUCAAGGAAUAAGUCAGAUCGAAACAGAGCUUUCUGAACUCCGAGGGCAUGUCAAUGCUCUCAAGCAUUCCAUCGAUGAGAUCUCCAGCAGUGUGGAGGUUGUGCAAAGUGAAAUUGAGCAGCUCCGGACGGGAUUCGUCCAGUCUCGGAGGGAAACCAGAGACAUCCAUGAUUAUAUUAAACACUUAGGUCAUAUGGGUAGCAAGGCAAGCCUGAGGUUUUUAAAUGUGCCUGAAGAAAGAUUUGAAUAUAUUGAAAGUGUGGUGUACCAAAUUCUGGUAGAUAAAAUGGGGUUUUCAGAUGUCCCAAAUGCUAUUAAAAUUGAAUUUGCUCAGAGAAUAGGACACCAAAGGGACUGUCCCAAUGCAAAGCCACGGCCCAUCUUGGUGUACUUUGAAACCCCUCAGCAAAGGGAUUCCGUUUUAAAAAAAUCAUAUAAACUCAAAGGAACAGGCAUUGGGAUCUCCACAGAUAUUCUCACUCAUGACAUCAAAGAAAGAAAAGAGAGAGGAAUACCAUCCUCCCAGACAUAUGAGAGUAUGGAUAUAAAGCUGUCAACUCCAGAGCCCAGAAUCAAGAAGGAUAAUUGGCAGUCACCUGAUGACAGUGAUGGAGAGCUGGGAUCUGACCUCAAUAGAAACAGUUAUGCUGUGCUUUCCAAAUCGGAGUUUCCAACAAAAGGAAGUGCUUCCAAGUCAAGUUCAAAAUCGCACAAUGCUAGAGCCAAGAAUAAAACUGCUAGUAGCAGCAGAAUUCCAAAUAAAUCAGAAUAUGAUAAAAUUUCCUCACAUCUGCCAGAAUCAGAUAACUUGGCAAAACAGGGCACAACCCAUUAUGCAGACGUGACACCUCUCUGGCACUCACAGAGUGAUUUUUUCACUGCUAAACUUAGUCGUUCUGAAUCAGACUUUUCCAAAUUGUGUCAAUCUUAUUCGGAGGAUUUUUCAGAAAAUCAGUUUUUCACUAGAACUAAUGGAAGCUCCCUCCUGUCAUCUUCAGACCGGGAACUUUGGCAGAGGAAGCAGGAGGGCUUGUAUGACAGCCCUCAGGAUCAGUGUUUGGAUGGGGCCCCUCAGGGUAUCCAAGUGCAGAGUGAAACUGAGAACGCAGAAACCGUGGAUAGUGGAAUGAGUAAUGGUGUGGUGUGUGUAUCUGGAGACCAGAGUCAUUACAGCGAUUCUCAGCUCUCUUUACAUGAGGACCUCUCUCCAUGGAAAGAGUGGAAUCAGGUAAAGCAAGGAGCUGACUUAGGUCUAGAUUCAUCCACCCAGGAAGCUUUUGACUAUGACACAAACAGCCUCUCUGAUCGACAACUAGAUGUUUACCCUAAAGACUUAGAGGACUUGGGAAAGUGCCAUGGUGACCUUCAGGAUGACUUUGAGAGCUAUGAUUUAAUCCAAGAUGACAACUCAUCUCCGUGCCCUGGAUUGGAUAAUGAACCCCAAGGACAGUGGGUUGGUCAGUAUAAUUCUUACCAGGAACCUAAUUCUAAUGAGCUAUACCAAAACCAAAACCAGUUGUCCCUGAUGUAUCGAAGUCAUAGUGAAUUGCAGAGUGAUGAUUCAGAGGAUGCCCCACCCAAAUCUUGGCAUAGUCGAUUAAGCAUUGACCUUUCUGAUAAGGCUUUUAGCUUCCCCAAAUUUGGAUCCACACUACAAAGGGCUAAAUCAGCCUUGGAAGUGGUAUGGAACAAAAGCACACAGAGUCUUAGUGGAUAUGAGGACAGUGGCUCUUCCUUAAUGGGGCGAUUUCGGACAUUAUCCCAAUCAACUGCAAAUGAAUCAAGUACCACCCUUGACUCUGAUGUCUACACAGAGCCUUAUUACUACAAAGCAGAGGAUGAGGAGGACUACAGUGAACCGGUGGCUGAUCAUGAAACAGAUUACGUUGAAGUGAUGGAACAAGUCCUUGCUAAGCUAGAAAACAGGACUAGUGUUACUGAAACAGAUGAACAAAUGCAGGAAUAUGAUCACCCUUCAUAUGAAACACCUUAUGAAACCCCACAAGAUGAAGGUUAUGAUGGGCAGGGAGAUGAUGUAAUUAGUGAAGGGGGAUUGGAACCCUUCAAUGAAACAUCAGCUGAAAUGGAAAUAAAAGAAGAUGAAAACCAAAACAUCCCUGAGCAACCAGCGGAAGUCACAAAGCCAAAGCGGAUUCGUCCCUCUUUCAAAGAAGCAGCUUUGAAAGCCUAUAAAAAGCAAAUGGCAGAAUUGGAAGAGAAGAUCCUGGCUGGAGAUAGCAAUUCUGUGGAUGAAAAGGCUCGAAUAGUAAGUGGCAAUGAUUUGGAUGCAUCCAAAUUCUCUGCACUGCAGGCGUUUGGUGGAGCUGGGCGGGGACUUUAUGGUAUUGACAGCAUGCCAGAUCUUCGCAGGAAAAAAACUCUGCCUAUUGUACGAGAUGUGGCCAUGACCCUGGCUGCCCGGAAAUCUGGACUCUCCCUGGCUAUGGUGAUUAGGACAUCGCUAAACAAUGAGGAAUUGAAAAUUCACGUCUUCAAGAAGACUUUGCAAGCGCUGAUCUACCCCAUGUCCUCUACCACCCCACACAAUUUUGAGGUCUGGACAGCGACGACACCUACCUACUGUUAUGAGUGUGAAGGGCUCCUGUGGGGCAUUGCUCGGCAAGGCAUGAAGUGUUUGGAGUGCGGAGUGAAGUGCCACGAAAAGUGCCAGGACCUCCUCAAUGCUGACUGUUUGCAGAGAGCAGCAGAAAAGAGUUCUAAGCAUGGUGCAGAAGACAAGACUCAGACCAUUAUUUCAGCUAUGAAAGAAAGAAUGAAGAUCAGGGAGAAAAACAGGCCAGAGGUGUUUGAAGUCAUUCAGGAAAUGUUUCAGAUUUCUAAAGAAGAUUUUGUGCAGUACACAAAGGCAGCCAAACAGAGUGUACUGGAUGGGACAUCUAAGUGGUCAGCAAAAAUAACCAUUACAGUGGUUUCUGCACAAGGCUUGCAGGCAAAGGACAAAACAGGGUCAAGUGACCCAUAUGUUACGGUUCAAGUCGGGAAGAACAAAAGAAGGACUAAAACCAUUUUUGGAAACUUGAAUCCAGUAUGGGAUGAGAAGUUUUAUUUUGAAUGCCAUAACUCCACAGAUCGAAUCAAAGUCAGAGUGUGGGAUGAAGAUGAUGACAUUAAAUCCAGAGUGAAGCAACAUUUCAAAAAGGAGUCAGAUGAUUUUCUGGGACAAACAAUUGUAGAAGUGAGGACCCUAAGUGGAGAAAUGGAUGUGUGGUACAAUUUAGAGAAACGUACAGAUAAAUCAGCUGUAUCUGGGGCUAUUCGAUUGAAAAUCAAUGUGGAAAUAAAAGGAGAGGAGAAGGUUGCUCCAUAUCAUAUACAAUAUACCUGUUUACAUGAGAAUCUGUUCCAUUAUUUGACUGAAGUGAAAUCUAAUGGUGGAGUGAAAAUUCCAGAAGUCAAAGGGGAUGAAGCCUGGAAGGUUUUCUUUGAUGAUGCUUCCCAAGAAAUUGUUGAUGAAUUUGCCAUGCGAUAUGGGAUUGAAUCCAUUUACCAAGCUAUGACGCACUUUUCAUGUCUGUCUUCCAAGUACAUGUGCCCGGGUGUCCCUGCUGUAAUGAGCACCUUGCUGGCAAAUAUAAAUGCUUUCUAUGCUCACACAACUGUUUCAACAAAUGUACAGGUUUCUGCAUCAGAUCGAUUUGCUGCUACCAACUUUGGUAGGGAAAAAUUCAUCAAACUAUUGGACCAGUUGCAUAACUCUUUAAGGAUUGACCUUUCGAAGUAUAGGGAAAACUUUCCUGCUAGCAAUGCAGAAAGACUGCAAGACCUGAAAUCAACUGUUGAUCUGCUAACAAGUAUCACCUUUUUUAGGAUGAAGGUUUUGGAGCUGCAGAGCCCCCCAAAAGCCAGCAUGGUGGUGAAGGACUGUGUCAGGGCCUGCCUGGAUUCUACGUACAAGUAUAUUUUUGACAAUUGCUAUGAACUCUAUUCCCAGCUGAUAGAUCCGAGUAAGAAACAGGACAUUCCUCGGGAAGAUCAGGGACCAACCACCAAGAAUUUGGAUUUUUGGCCCCAACUUAUUACACUGAUGGUCACUAUUAUUGAUGAGGAUAAAACUGCCUACACUCCUGUCCUGAAUCAGUUUCCUCAAGAACUGAACAUGGGAAAAAUAAGCGCUGAAAUUAUGUGGACCCUUUUUGCUCAGGAUAUGAAAUAUGCACUAGAAGAACAUGAAAAGCAGCGGUUAUGCAAGAGCACCGAUUAUAUGAAUUUGCAUUUCAAAGUGAAAUGGUUUUAUAAUGAAUAUGUGCGAGAACUUCCUGCCUUCAAGGAUGCCGUUCCUGAAUACUCCUUGUGGUUUGAACCUUUUGUCCUGCAGUGGCUAGAUGAGAAUGAAGAUGUGUCAAUGGAGUUCCUUCAUGGAGCCCUGGGAAGAGACAAAAAAGAUGGAUUCCAGCAGACGUCUGAUCAUGCACUCUUUUCUUGCUCUGUGGUUGAUGUCUUUGCUCAGCUUAAUCAGAGCUUUGAGAUUAUUAAGAAACUGGAAUGCCCCAAUCCUGAAGCAUUAUCUCACUUAAUGAGAAGAUUUGCAAAGACCAUCAAUAAAGUUCUGCUUCAGUAUGCUGCAAUUGUAUCAAGUGAUUUCAGUUCAUAUUGUGAUAAGGAAAAUGUACCCUGUAUAUUGAUGAACAAUAUUCAGCAGUUGCGGGUUCAGCUGGAGAAAAUGUUUGAAUCCAUGGGAGGAAAAGAGAAGAAGGAAGGAGAAAGAUUCUUUUAUGAGCUAGACCCUGAAGCUAGUACUAUUCUAAAAGAACUUCAAGUUAAACUCAGUGGGGUUCUGGAUGAGCUCAGUGUCACUUAUGGUGAAAGUUUCCAGCUUAUCAUUGAAGAGUGCAUAAAACAAAUGAGUUUUGAACUAAAUCAAAUGAGAGCAAAUGGAAAUACAGCAUCAAAUAAGAACAGUGCAGCAAUGGAUGCAGAGCUUGUUUUAAGACCUCUCAUGGACUUUUUGGACAAAAUAUUAAGUCUUUCAGCAAAAAUCUGUGAGAAAACAGUCCUGAAGCGAGUAUUGAAAGAGCUGUGGAAACUAGUUCUUAACAAAAUAGAAAAACAAAUUGUUCUCCCUCCUCUGACAGAUCAAACAGGCCCCCAGAUGAUUUUCAUCGCAGCUAAAGAUCUGGGACAACUAUCCAAACUGAAGGAGCACAUGAUUCGGGAGGAUGCUAAGGGUCUGACACCGAGACAGUGUGCUAUAAUGGAAGUGGUCCUGGCUACCAUCAAGCAAUACUUUCAUGCAGGAGGAAAUGGCCUGAAAAAGAAUUUCUUGGAGAAGAGCCCAGAUCUUCAGUCUCUGAGAUACGCUCUCAGUCUUUAUACCCAAACUACUGAUGCCUUGAUAAAGAAAUUCAUAGACACUCAAACCUCACAAAGUCGCCCCUCCAAAGAUUCAGUGGGUCAGAUAUCGGUUCAUGUGGACAUCACCACCACCCCAGGAACAGGAGAACACAAAGUCACUGUAAAAGUGAUUGCUAUUAAUGACUUACACUGGCAGACCACUGCAAUGUUCCGUCCCUUUGUGGAAGUUUUUAUGCUGGGACCCAACCUUGGGGACAAGAAGAGAAAACAAGGCACAAAGACAAAAAGCAACACAUGGUCACCAAAGUACAAUGAAACAUUUCAGUUCUUUCUGAGUAAAGAAAACCGCCCAGGGGCCUAUGAACUUCAUCUUUCAGUUAAGGAUUACUGCUUUGCCAGGGAAGAUCGAAUUAUCGGAAUGACAGUAAUUCAGCUUCAGAACAUAGCAGAAAAGGGAAGCCACGGGGCAUGGUAUCCCCUCUUGAAAAACAUCUCUAUGGAUGAAACUGGUUUGACGAUCCUUAGAAUCCUCUCUCAGAGGACCAGUGACGAUGUGGCUAAAGAAUUUGUAAGACUUAAAUCUGAAACAAGAUUUGCUGAAGAGAGUGCUUGAAACAAACACCGCAAGAUCGCAUCUUCCGGAACUCAUCUACUAUAACUGUUUGACCCCUGCAUGCAUGUGCAAAUACGCGGGAAUGUUUAUUUCAUUAUGUUCAGUGUUUGCCAGUACUUAAGUACCAUGUCUACAAGGUAUGUGGAAAACCUGCAGAACUUUUAUACCAAUUUUGGUCUUUGAGAAAUAAAUGUUCCAUGAAGUGCCAAAAUUAUGAUGUAAAGUGACAUAUCCAGAGUAUCUUUUAAAAUGUUUAUUUCAUUACCAGUUUCUCACCCAUUAAAUAUCCUAAGAAACAGUCUUCUGAGUUCGUCCAUUAGUUGUCCUCAUUAUGUUGGUUUAUAAGGCUGGUAGAUAUGAAAGCAUUUGUCACUCAAAUUCUGUUUUAUUUAGACUUAACUCAUUGUAGAUGUCUUACAUAUACCUUUUCUACCAUGACUAGAAAUGCAGUUACUUCUAGAAAGCAUUUGUAAUUUUAUAGUUGCAGAUCUAUUGUGAUGAUUUUUGCAUACAAAUUAAAAUAGAAAAGGUGGGAAAUAUUUUAUGCUGACCAGUUUCCAACCUUUCUGAAAUAUCACUGUGAAGAAAUGCUAUUAAAAGCAAACUUAUACAAAGCAAUGCUAAGUAGAGUUUGUUAACAAUGUUUGAUAUAUCAACAAAACUUUGUUCUUUGAAACUGCCAAGGUCAUAUAACAUUUGUUAAAAAAAAAAAAAAAGGUAAGUUGCAGCAUUUGCCAUCUAGCAUUAUGUCUUGGCUUUUCCAAAUUUCAUUCUUUAAAAAGUCAAAGUCAUAGAAGUAAUGGCUUAGAAGUAUGACAGAAAGUUUGUUUCUUAAAAUUACCUAUGAUAAGUAAAUAUACUGUUAGUGUUUUCCUUCUGACAGUUAUGACUAACUCCUUAUUAGUGCUAUAAUCAGCUAAAUGCUUUCUUUUUAGAAAUAUUCAAAAUUUGUACUGAAUGCAGCAUUACUAUAUAUUGCACUGGAGCAAAAAGUCUUGUCUUCAAUUCUUUAGUGAAAAAUGUAAAAUGAAGUCUGAAGAAAUUGCUUACAGUUGUGUAAUUUGUGUUAUUUACAAGCCCAAGAUGCAUCAAAUGCAAUAGGAAAACAACUUAUUACAGCUUUGUAGAUAAAAAUAUUACUAGAUUGGAUUUGAAUAUGAAAUAGUUUAUGAAUAUUUGCAUUUUCUCUAUUUUUAUGAUUUGACUUUUUACAGUCUGUACCUAAAUACUUGGCUGUAGAACAGUACCUUGUAAUUGUAACUUAUGGUCAUAACUGUUAGUGGACAACAUACACAUGCAGAAACAAGAAACUGUUAAAAGGAAUGUAUUUUGUGAAUAAGCUGAUCUGAUAUGUUAAGAACAGAAAUGAAAAGUAUCAUGACUCUCAGAACCAUGCUGUUACUGGGUAUGAAAACAUAGACAGUAAAAUCCACUAAAUCAUGUUAAAUUGAUAGGCAAUUGCUUUGUUGAUGACUUUUCCAAAUGCAUAAUACAAUGCAAUCCUCUGGCAUAUGCAUUAAUAAAUGGAUGUAUACUGAGCACAUGCAAUACUUUAUCAUAUCUUCUGCCUUUUUAUUUCAUUAAUGCAACAUCAUUCUAUUAUUUAGGAAUAAAAAUAUCCAGACUCUUUUUACUGGAAAGAACAAUCUUCACAUUGUUUGAUUCUAGUAUCUCAUUAGGAUUGAAAAGAAAUAUUUUCCAGGAGUUGUAUUCAUCAAAAAAAUUUACAUAUUACAAGAUAAUGAACCUGAAAGUAAGAAAAAGCUGAUGUAUCUACUUGUGUGUGUGUCUCUGAAUACUGUUAAGUCAUGAAGAAAAUUCAACAUUCAACAUAUAGACAAGUAACACUGUUAAAUAAAAAAUUACUUUAUGAAAAGUUUCAUUAUGUUUUUGAAGGAUACAUUGAAGAUUUAUUACAAUUUUAUAGAACAUUGACUUGAGCUCUUUAGGAGCAUAUUAUUGUCAUGAAGUGUGAUACCCUUGAAUAAAUGGCAGUUCGGGUUUGCAUUGAUCAUUUAAAAAUUAUGAGCUAAGUAUUUUUCCAUUAUUUGUUUAAUUGGAUCUAUUCAUUCUGUCUUUGUGUGUGUGUACAAUAUGUGUCCAACACUAAUGGUGAUGGUGUGAAUUUAGUCUAUUUAUCAAUACCGUAAACUACAGGUCCUAAUUUUCCACAGUCUUCGUUGUUUCUCCCAAGACACAAGUAUUUGUUUUUUUGAGAACAAAGUCUAUUGUGUUUAUAUAUCCAAAUUGGUCAUCACCUUGAGAUUCACAGCCAUCUCUGUCAAUAGCCUCCAUUAAAGUGCUUAGUAAAUUAUUUAUCUUAUUCUAAAUAAAAUGCACAAAGACACAGCUCUGUUACUCAUCUACAGAUGAAACGCACAAGUUCUCAAAGAAACACAUGAUAAUCAAAUUUGGCUAAAAUGAGGUGUUUAAAACCAUAGUGGAACAUUUACUAUUUAAAGGAGCUCUGAUGAAUUAUUAUUUAAGAUAAAUAAUCAGAUGUCUUCAUCACACCCUGCUCUAAUUCAUCUAAUUUUAGGAUAAUUUAUAUAUUGAAUUUCCCUUAAAUGAGGUACAUUUGUAAGUGACAAUCCUAGCUUAAUGUUUUUCAUUUGGUCUUUUUAAAAAAAGUUUGAAAUGAGGUUUAUUUUCUCCUUUUAAUUUCUCUUAUAUAAAGACAUGACUAUACUAGCACUUUUAUGGGCUUAGCAUAGUAGUUUCAAUCUUCAUACUCAAAUAAUGAAAAAUAAGCAUAAUUAUGCAGGACUCAGAAAAUAUCCCUAAAUAGAAGUCCAACUCCCUUAUUACCAUGGCAGAAUUUGGGGACACAAAGGGAAUGGACUACCUUCCCUCAUACUAUCUGUGUUUAUACUCACUGAAGUCCUUUCUUAGAAAUAGCUGGCUCCUUGCUCCCUGAGUUCCAGCCCUCCAGAGGUGGGUGAUCUCUCAGUUGCAGGUGUCUGGUAUUUGUCUUUCAAAAUCGAGAACUAGGACACGUGAUUUGAAGGAGGAGAAGAUCCAAUUUGUAAUUAUCAUAUUGUACUUAUUUUAAAGUAUAUUUUUUCACAUUAUGACAAUUUUAAAAUCAGGACACAUUUUAUUGUCAUUGCCAUGCUAUAAUUUAAUGGCUUGUUUUCCUUUUUAAUUGUAAGUAAUGGUUGAUCUUGCAAUGAAUGACUUAGAAACAGUAAAUAUAAAGAUUUAUAAAAGUAGGAAAAGUAAUGGUUAUCCUUUUAACACAUCAUAUGUAUUUGAAUUUGCGUAUACUAAAAUGAAUUCUAUUGGUAUACACUUCCUGCUUUGACAGAUUCAUAGAAUCAUGUAUCAAGCACAACAAGCAAGAUUUAGGACAGUGCCAUCAUCCCCCAAAAUUCCGUCAUGCUGCUGCGUUGUAAACACUCGCCCUACCUUCAACUCCUGGCAGCAGUGACCUAUUUUCAGUCCUCCUGGUUUUAUAUUUUCUGAAAAUGUCAUAUAAAUGGAAUCAUAUAGUAGGUAGCCUUCUAAGCCUAAAUUCUUUUACUUGGGCAUUAUUCAUUUAAGAGUCAUCUUUCUCACGGCACGUAUCAGCUGUUUUCAUUGCUUAGUAGUAUCCCAUUUUAUGGACGUAGAAAAGAGUAUCUAUUCAUUCUUUAGUUCAAAGACAUCUGGGUUGUUUUUGGUUUUUGGAAUAUUAUGAACAAAGCUGUUAUAAACAUUUGUGUACAGGAUUUUGUGUGAACAUAAUUGCCUCUUCCCCAAGUGAAUAUCUAGUAGUGGGAGUUCUGGUCAUAACAUGUAUCUAUCUUUAUUAAAAAUGUCAAACUUCUACCAAAAUGAUCGUAUUAUUUUACAUUUCCUGCAGUAGUGGGUGAGAGUUCCAGUUGCUGCAAAUCUUUGAAGCA
Sus scrofa (pig) is the source of this 12532-nucleotide messenger RNA. The record is from RefSeq and is a predicted model, not a curated record. Lineage: Eukaryota; Metazoa; Chordata; Mammalia; Artiodactyla; Suidae.